AUGAGGUCGCUGGCUCUUACGUUAUUGUUGGCGGUUGCCAUCGCCGCAGCUGUAGCUGUGCCCGUUAAAGAAAACGCUGAAGUAUCCAGGGGAAAGCGGUCACCGUUCGGAUGGCACUCAGAGCCUAAAGGUGUCUGGGAGAAGAAAAUCGUAUGGCGCAAAGAUUGCAAGAAAUUCUACAAAUCACAGAAGAAGCUAGAAUGGAAGAUCGAGCACGUGAAGGAAAAGAUCCCCGCUUGGAAGACGGAGCAAGUGCAACAGUGGAGGGAGGAGCAAGUCCCAGUUUGGAAGAUCGUGAAGAAACCCGUGACCAAGCACAUACAAGUGCCAGUAACCAAGGAAAUCCAAGUUCCCGAUUGGAAGAAGGUCUACAAACCAGUGUGGCGUGAAAUUCAAGUUCCAGUUACCAAGACAGUGAAAGUUCCUGAAGUCAAACUCAACCACGUUCCAGAAUGGGUCAAAGAGGGUGUGCCCGGAGAGAAGUAUUUGGGUAAAGAUGAACACGGCUGGGAAUAUACCAGCCACGAUCUUUGGAGGAAGAAAUUAGUGUGGCGUCCCGUCUGGAAGAAAGUGUGGAGGGAGGAACAAAAGCAGGAAUGGGUAACUGAGAAGAAACUUGAAUGGAAAGAGGAGCUAAAACAAAUAUGGAGAACAGAGAAGAAGCAAGAAUGGGUCACGGAAACGAAACAAGAGUGGGUCGAAGAGAAGGUGCAAGCGUGGAAGACCGUUAAAAAGGAGGUGUGGGUCCCAGUGAAAAAGGAGGUAUGGCUCGAGAAAACCAAAGAAGUGAAAGUGCCCGUAUGGCACUCGGUGGAAAUACCAGCGUGGAAAUGCUCGUGGCUUCCUGUCACAGAGAAAGUGUGGGUCGAACACCACGACCACCAUGACCACCACGAACACCACGGAUGGGACUAA
Molecule: messenger RNA, 915 nt
Organism: Leptosia nina
Lineage: Eukaryota; Metazoa; Arthropoda; Insecta; Lepidoptera; Pieridae
Source: the annotation of a GenBank genome assembly